Molecule: messenger RNA, 831 nt
Organism: Ramularia collo-cygni
Lineage: Eukaryota; Fungi; Ascomycota; Dothideomycetes; Mycosphaerellales; Mycosphaerellaceae
Product: related to CYB2-lactate dehydrogenase cytochrome b2
Exons: 3
Coding region: 1-831 (276 amino acids)
Molecular function (GO): oxidoreductase activity
Source: RefSeq, a predicted model, not a curated record
AUGUUUUGGGGAAGUUUUGUUUUGCUGCCAGCAGUCCUGGGGCCGUUGGUACAUGCCGCAAGACACUUUCUCGAGGAACCGGAUACGGGCCAUGCAUCUUUCUUCCAGAGCAUUACGAACGAGACUUCUUCGCUGCCAGAGUUGGAGGACAUUGCUACUUUAUAUGACUUUCAAUACGUAGCGCAGCAGCAUCUCAAUGAAACCUCCUACACUUACUACCGCAAUGGCGCCGGAGGGGAAUGGUCAUAUCGCAACAACCUCGAAGCAUUCCCACGCCUAAGAUUCCGCCCGAGAGUGAUGCUGAACAUCAAUAAUGUCGAGGAGAGUCUCCCAACCCGUAUCUUAGGUUUCAACUUCUCCGCACCGUUCUUCAUCGCUCCCGCAGCCCGAGCAGGCUACGCUCACCCCGAUGGCGAGAUGGCUUUGACACAAGGGGCUGCAGCAGGUAAUAUCCUCUACAUCCCUUCCGAUCUCUCCACCCGCACAAAAGCAGACAUCCAAUCCGCUCGCGCAACGGGACAAAUCAUGUUUCAACAACUCUACCUCGAUCCCCUCAACGGCACCAAAACUAUGCAACAAAUCCGACAAGCAGAAGAACUUGGUUUCAAUGCUCUAAUUGUAACGGUCGAUUCCCCAGCCGAUAGUAAUCGUCCCCGAGCAAUUCGUAUGGGAGUUGGGAGUGCAGAUGAUGCGUACACGAGUUUCACAUGGGAUCAACUGGAUGAAAUUCAAGCUCAGACUCAACUUCCUAUCAUUGCCCAAGGGAAUACAAACGUGGGAAGACGCGGUGAUUGGUGCGCAGAGGGGAUUGAAGGCGAUGUAUUUGAGUAA